Molecule: messenger RNA, 398 nt
Organism: Aspergillus pseudonomiae
Lineage: Eukaryota; Fungi; Ascomycota; Eurotiomycetes; Eurotiales; Aspergillaceae
Exons: 1
Coding region: 125-373 (82 amino acids)
Source: RefSeq, a predicted model, not a curated record
AAAUGAAGUUGCCUUGUGGGGAUAUCGACAUUCUCUUGUUGAUCACCUCCAGCGAAGAACAUUCGAGGUCAAGCCGGACCUCAAAUGAUAUUAUCAAAACAGACCAGAACGCGGAAGAACCCCGAUGGUGGGUGAGAGAGAAAACAGGACAGAUUGUGGAGAAUAUAGAUUGCGUUCAGGAGCUCAGAUGUGUACAGAGCUCGCGGUAGGAAUCGGUCUCUUCAUGCUCAGCGACAACAUUUACCUGAGGCGUUGCCAGCGCAUUUCUCCGAGUCUCGGAGACGGUGUCACUAGAGGUCGAUGGAGACGAUAUGAUAUUGGAAAAGAGCUGAGAGAUUGCCGCUAUCAAGAAGGCCUAUUCCUUGAGGUAUGAUAUAGUUACAUCCUGAAUAGCGUGC